Molecule: messenger RNA, 4359 nt
Organism: Onychostoma macrolepis
Lineage: Eukaryota; Metazoa; Chordata; Actinopteri; Cypriniformes; Cyprinidae
Exons: 4
Coding region: 17-1186 (389 amino acids)
Source: RefSeq, a predicted model, not a curated record
CUGUCUUUACGGCAUCAUGACAUCUGGAGGAAUUUCUCUCAUCAAUAUGUCGUAUUGGGAGUGUGGUAAAAGGAGGGUGCGGUUCUUGUAUCUUACAAACAACAACUCGUUUAAUGUUGCUAAACCAAGCACAAAUGAGGAUCAGAUGAUCCCUCUCUUUCUUGGAGCUGAUCUGUUCUCAGACACAGACGUUCGCAGUGAAAACCAACCCAGAUACCAUGCAAAAUUUGCUAAACGAGGAUUGGCGACCAAACUGGUUUUCCCAUCAGACUACAGAUUCCAAGGACUGCGACUCCCUUAUUCCAACAACAGUCUGUGGUUCUAUAGUGUUCAUGGAGUUUUUCGAGUAGCAUUCGAACUGUAUAGCAAACCAGAUCAGCUCUCAGUUAUGGAGUCAUUUCAGGAUCUAUGGAAAUCUCGAAUAAACGACAACAACUUGAACAUGACCUAUCAUCUUGGUGCCCAGGAUGUUCAACCCCAAAAUGAUCAAGAGGCACAAACAAUUUUGGAAAAUAAUAAUACAUGUUCAUCAUACCAAGUCCAUCGACAGUCUGGCGAAGUAGAAACAAACUUCUUUCCAGUAGUCACAGAUCAGUCAGAUAUUUCAUCAUCUUCAGACCAUGACUACUGUUCCUCAGGGCAAACAAACUUAAGGCAGUCUACUUUACUUACACAGAAACUUCAAAGCCUUGGGGAAAAAGUGAAGUUAUUUACAAGUAUUGAAGCAGAACAUUUAAAGACUGCCACAAAGUUCCUGGACUAUGUUGAAUACUGUAUUACUGGGAUGAUUGAUGAGGAAAAGCUGAUGGACACUGUGAUGGCCCUGUUUCAAACUCAUUUUCAGAGCUACUCCAUCUACUCAAGCAGUCUGCUGAAGGCUGUGGCAGGUUGGCUUGGCCAGCAGUUCAAUGCAGCCAACAGCACCAUUAGCCACCGGGUUGAAGGAUUUAAGGCCCAACACAUUGAGCACAUUACAAACUUGCCGCCUCCAGAGGAGCUGGCAGCUGAACUUUUCCCAGAGGCAAUGCGAAAUCUUCUUGCACACUGGAUGGGUCUGAGUGACGAGGCAGAAAACUGGAAAAGACACAGCGAAUACCCCAUUUUAUUACUUAUUCUAGAAUUUGCUAAUCACAAUCUUAUCACAGGAGUAGCUCAUGUCUUGUAUUCCAGUCUAAUAUGCAAAUAAGUAUACUUAGAGGUAGGUUAUACAUUACAUAUCAUUUGGUCGCAGUUUUGUAGGUUUAUAGCCUUAAAAAACACAAAUGAUUCCAAAUAAUUAGUUUCUUUAAAAGUCAAAUGUUUAUGUCCUUUCCACAGCUAGCUGUUGACAGAUGUAGUAUUUUGUCCUAAAAGGAAUAAAAAGACAGCGAUCUCAUGAUUUUAGGCCAACCUUUUAAGAAAUUCUGAACAUGAAAACAUGACAUUUUGCAUACACUGCUUAUAAGAGCUUCCCCAGAUUACUAUAAAGAAUGUUUAAUGCAGUCAUGUUUAAUGUUUGAUGCAGUCCAAUGUUCAUAAAAAUAUUCAGGCUGAAAGUUUGAAUCCAAACACAAGAGGGCAGCAGAACAUCACGUACAUGUUCUCAUCACUGAAAAAUAAAACACCUUGAACAUCAAACAUUUCAAAAUUCAAUUUUGUUUGCAAUUCAAUUGUAUAACAAAACAAAAUAAUAAUAAAUCAAAUAUUUAAAUAAUUAUAAAGAAAUGUUACUUUUUUUUUUAAAGAGACAAACAAUAUCGUCUUAUCUUAAUUGGGCAGCAAUAUGUCUGGCAACUGACAAAUAUGUAUAUAUAAAAAAAUUACUAUUAAUUAAUCAUUAAUUUAAUCAAACUCACAGGCCUUUUUUGGGGUGAAGAUAUUCAACCAUAUACGCUUAUACCUGAAAGUGGUUUCUUACCACGUGGAUAACAUUACAGUAUUACAGUCUUCUUCUGUCAUUUACUUUGAAAUAAAUGUCUGAUCGUUUAGGCAACUCCCCUAGCGAUCGCGUCAUAUUUCAUUUUCCUUGAUCAAACUGUUGUGGUGUUAUGGCUUUCAGUUGUAGCAUCCCCUAUGGGCAGAAUUUCAUGCAACUUUUAUUGUGCGUCCUCAGAAUGCCCUGUUGUCUGAGUAAAAUUUUGUUAAAUCUGAAUAUAGAUCAAAUCAUCAAAAUGGGUUAUGUAAGGCCAUUUAAAUGGCUUACAACUUUGUAACGCUUGAUAAACCAAAAUUAUUUGGUUUGGAUUUACCCCACCAAGGCUGACAUUUCUUAUGACUUGCCUGGAUUCUUUUAGGGCAGAAAAGGAAUAAUUGGCAAAAAAGUACAAUACAAUAGGGUUCUAACACAUUCUAUGUUUGGAUGAAAAGAGUAAAAUAUCUAAAUAAAAUAGAAUAUAGGAUUCGGCAGAGCUUCCCUGAUGGAAGAACUGUGAAGAGUCUAUGUCUGGGGUGGUGAAAGUCUUUAAUGAGUCACCUGGCCCUGCAUCGCUGGUUGUAAAUAUCUGUGAUCCAGGGAAGGGAGGUCCUGUUGGCCUUCUCUGCUGUCCUCAUCACUCUGGACAGCACCUUUCAGUCCCGGCCCAUGGUGGCUCUCAAAUCAACUGGGGCCUCAUUUAUGAAGUGUGCGUAUGCACAGUGAAUCACACAUACGCAUAUUUUGAGAGAUGAUCGUAAGAUCAAUUUUAGGAUGGUUUCUGCACAACAUUUUAUAAAUGAGACCCCUGGUGAUGCUCCUUGUGGGUAGACACUCCACAACCCCAGUGUAGAAAGUUCUCAGCAACCUGUCGGAGACCUUGACACUGGCCAAGCGUUGGAGGUGGCACAGACGCUGUGUGAUGUGUGUGUGUUGUCUAGCAAAGACCUUCUGUGAGGUGGACCCCAAGUCGUCGUCUUAACCAUUGCACCAUUGAUCAGCAGGGGGCUGUAGUUCCUCGCCUGCUUCCUCCCAUAUGUAAUCCUGUAUGGCUGUAGAUUCUCUGGUCUCGUCUGGAGCCAUAGACCUUCCUCCUCUGCCCACUGGUCCCAAUCCAGCAUGAAUUACUGUCUGGUUCUAUUCAGUUCCCCGACCUCUCCUCCUCUGCUGGUUCCUUCCAGCAUAGGUGAUCCCCUGGUUCUGUCCAGUUAGUUCUAUCCAAUUUAAAGGACUCAGAGUGGUUUCUUCCAGUUCUUAGGCCAUGACUUCUCAGGCCAUAGUCUCCUGGUCAUCCAGUACCACCGUGGUCUCAGGGUUUCAGUCUACAACCAUUUGGCCCCACCUUGGGGUGUAACCCCGGUGUCCUGGCCAAAUUCCCGCCACUGGCCCUUGUCAAUCAUGGCCUCCUAAUAAUCCCCAUCCAUUUGAUUGGCUCUAUGACUCUCUCUCCUCUCCACCUGUAGCUGGUGUGUGGUGAGCGCACUGGCACCGUUGUCCUGUGGCUGCCGUCGCAUCAUCCAGGUGGUUUAGGCGAGACCCCUUAUAUGACUGUAAAGUGCUUUGGGUGUAUAGCAAUACACAAUAAAGCACUACAUAAAUGCUUCAUUCAUUCACCUUGGCCCUUCAAGGACACAAAUCUGCCUCUGCCCUACAACCCUUCAUUUUCAUGUGGAUCUCCAGCCUCUUGACUCCACCAUGGUCCUCCAGCCUUCUGACUUGAUCAGGGUCCCUUGUCCUUCUGAAUCGACCAUGGUCUGUUAAUCCCAACUCUGCCAUGGUCAGUGGUCCCUGUGGAUCCGCAUCCCUUUAACUCUGGCAUGGCCAUCCACUCUGCGCGGCUCAAGGCCUUCUAUCAGUUAUGGACUCCAAUGUAUUUACAUUUCUAAUGGAAGAGCUCCUAAAAUUAUGGACAGCUGCUUGGGAGUUCAUUAAAAUAACAGGUUUCUGCGUAGCUUCAUGUGCUCUAUAUCAGGCAGAUUGGUCUCUAGGAGAUGUCCAGUUUUUGCGCUCUGCAUGAUUCAACAGAUGAUUCUAUCUUAUGCAUAAAGAAAUGGUAUUUGAAUAUGCCAAAAAACAAGAAAGACUGGGGAUGUUUGGAUUACUAUUUUAUCCAAAAUGCACUGAGCCACUUUGGUUUGAAAAGGAUAUUUACUUUUGGAUUUUGAACAUUUUGAUUUGAACAAAUACUGUCAGGCAACUAUACUAAGUGUACAAAGUAUAGCCUAUGUACGUUUACCUACGUUUUUUUAAAUUACAUCAACCAAAAUGUAAAAGUUAGGACUGCCUUCAUAUAGGAACUCCUUAGUGGUCCCACAAAAUCUUUAUUAACUUCAGUGAGCAGUUCAGACAUUCUGCUGGAACACACGACAGCUAUUUCUAAUCAUUUAUUUUAGUAUGGUUAUUUUCUCAAGUAGUUUAAUUAAAGUAGCUCAGCCUAGACCUAACUUACCUAUUAAUAACUGCAGAAU